This is a messenger RNA of Boleophthalmus pectinirostris (great blue-spotted mudskipper), 2208 nucleotides long. RefSeq names its product laminin subunit alpha-1-like. Bases 1 to 1791 code for a protein of 596 amino acids. The transcript has 12 exons. Lineage: Eukaryota; Metazoa; Chordata; Actinopteri; Gobiiformes; Gobiidae. The record is from RefSeq and is a predicted model, not a curated record.
AUGUGGGGGCCCGGGGCGGUGCGGAGUGUCUCUCUGUUUGGCCCCGGUUUUGUGGAGCUGGCCCCUCGCUCCUUCACCCAGGACACGGACAUUCUGAUGACCUUCUCGUCCAGGAACCAGUCAGGGCUGUUACUGUCUGCUCUUAGCCAUGAUAAACAGCACUUCAUGUCUGUACAGCUCAUGUCCGGCACUCUGGAGGCGGAGCUGGGCAAAGUGGGCGGGGCUACGCAGAGAGCCAUCGUCGUGGGGGAGUUUUCCGACGGACGCCAUCACUCCGUCAUCCUCAGCCUGAGCCGGAAGGUUCUUUCCAUCCAUGUUGACGAGUUACCUGUCAAGUCCAUCCUCCUGUCACCGGGCGCGGUCUCCAGUCUGUCCCCGUCCUCGCUGUUCAUUGGAGGGCUGCCGUCGGGGGUGGAGUCUCGUCUGCCGACCAGGAUCCGGAGCCUAUCGCGGUCGUUCCGGGGCUGCAUCCAAAACCUGGCACUGAACGGAGUUGGUCGAUCUAUCGGGAGCGGCGUUGUACGAGGGGGCGGAGUUAGACAGCUGCCUACUGGAGGAGCGAGCCGGAGGAGCGGUGUGAACGGUGAUCAGGAUCUGGACCCUACCCCUGACCCCGCCCAUUUACCCGUAGCCCCGCCCACGUACCUGAGCGCCCUCACGCCUGGAGCUCUCACGUGCGCGGCGGAGGUGGAGCCGAGCUAUCUGUCGUCCGGUGUUCAGUUUGGAUCGACCAAACACAGUCACAUGACGUUCAGCAUCAACCCCAGCACCGUUAAGAAGAGCUUGUCCAUCAGGAUGUCCUUCAGGACGUGGGCUGCGGACGGCCUCCUGCUGCUCAUGUCCAGCAAGAACCAGAUGGACUUUGCCGUGCUGCGAUUGGUCGGCGGUCACAUGGUGCUGUCAGCUGACCUCGGAAAGGGCCUCGCCUCCGUGACGUCGUCGAGCUUGUUCAACGACGGCAACUGGCACACGGUGACAGCAGAGGUCAGCCGGAGGUCAGUGUCUGUCUCAGUGGGCAGAGCCACUGACUCCGCCCCCAUCAAAGGCAACCAACUGGAUGUGGAGAGCCGGGUGUACGUGGGCGGGCUUCCUCACACUCACACAGCCAGGAGGAUCAAUGUAAGCAGCAGUUUUCCAGGUUGUAUUCGCUCUGUCACUCUAAACAACGCGGCUCUGGACUUAAACAAACCCGAAACACAGCACCAUAUCACUUCCUGUUUCAGCAGCGACCAGAAGGGGGCGCACUUUAAUGGCACCGGGUUUGCCGUUCUCGUGCACAAUGGUUACAAGGUGGGCUCUGAUUUGACGGUUUCUCUGGAGUUCACAACGAGCCAAUCAGACGCGGUGUUACUGGGCAUCAGCAGCGCUAAAGUGGACGCUAUUGGCCUGGAACUGGUCAGCGGACAGGUGGUGUUUCACGUGAACAAUGGCGCGGGCCGUGUCUCCGUGCGCUCCCUUGGGUCCUUCCUGUGCGACGGACGCUGGCAUUCUGUGACCGCCAAGAAAACCAAACACGCCAUGAGCCUCACCGUCGACCACAGGCUCUACAACACCCCCAACCCCUACCCACAAUCCACCUCUGCAGAGACCAACAACCCCGUCUACGUGGGGGGACACCCGGCGGACGUGAAGCAGAACUGCCUGACGGUCGCCGCUCCAUUCCGAGGCUGCCUGAGGAACAUCCAGCUCGCCAAAUCUCACCAAAGCCACUUCCUGGACUUCAGCUCCGCCCACCUGCUGAGGGGCGUGCUCCCGAGCUCAUGCCCCGCCUCCAACCGACAGACACAAUGAAAACUGCAAUAAUGUGUUUAUUUUAAGAUCUGGAACACGUCACCGAGAAAACUGCUAUGGACGAGAAGGACUUAAGCCAUAGACGUGAAGGACAAAAGGAACUGGUGCUUUUAAUCUGCACAAAACCAACAAGGGUUUAUCUUGAAGAUGUUUUUUAUUCCUGUUUGAAAGCUUGAAAUUAAGUUGAUUUAUUGUGACAGGAAGUGUUAUAAAAUGGUUAUAAAAUGGUGAGAAAUAAACCAGAACUUGAAGACGUUUUAAAGCUACUGAGAAAUGGUCAUGGAAAAAACACAAGUCACUGUCCAGAUCGUGCACAUGUGUGAGCGAGGCCGUUACUGUGAACUAAGUGUAGAUAUGUUGUAAAGUAUUUUUUCUGUGGACAUUUUUUGACAUUCCAAUAAAUGUGGAUAUUUUUAA